This is a messenger RNA of Echinostoma caproni, 243 nucleotides long. NCBI's taxonomy places the organism in Eukaryota, Metazoa, Platyhelminthes, Trematoda, Plagiorchiida, Echinostomatidae. The record is from the annotation of a GenBank genome assembly.
AUGCUUAGAGCAACUUCAAAAGAUGCGGAUAAAAAGGAACUUAGUCAACAUUACGGACUAACACUUGUGAAACAAAAGUCACUUCUCAGUUCCAAGCAUUUAUCCGCUUUGAAAGACUCAAAGGACAAGUCCGAUUUGGAUAUUUUACACUCUGACAAAGGAUUUGGGACUGUCCUGAUGGACCUCUCAGAUUACCAAAGAAAGGUGGAAUGCAUCUUCAAUGACCCUAGCAAGCUUUUGUGA